Molecule: messenger RNA, 1704 nt
Organism: Amphimedon queenslandica
Lineage: Eukaryota; Metazoa; Porifera; Demospongiae; Haplosclerida; Niphatidae
Product: cationic amino acid transporter 4, vacuolar-like
Exons: 4
Coding region: 1-1704 (567 amino acids)
Biological process (GO): transmembrane transport; amino acid transport
Cellular component (GO): membrane
Molecular function (GO): amino acid transmembrane transporter activity
Source: RefSeq, a predicted model, not a curated record
AUGGAGGAGGACCAGUCUCUCCUUGGUAACGGCUCUGCUUAUUCUAGUGGUGGAAAGAGCAGAACAAACGUCUCCAUAAACUCAGAGGCCGUCGGAAAUGCUGUUCGCCGGAUCAAGAAAUCCUACAAACUCAAGUCCUUGUUCGCUAUAAAGCCAAUAGAAGCUUUUAACGAGGAGCGGGAGAACCGACCAGAGGGCAGCAGCUUAGCUGAGAGACUCGGGCUCAUUGAUCUGCUAGGCUACGGUGUCGGAUGCACUGUUGGUGCUGGUAUCUACUCAUUGAUAGGAAUUGGAGCAGGGAUAGCAGGUCCUGGUGUCGUUAUAUCAUUUCUAAUUGGAGCCCUCUCGGCAGUAUUCACAGCUCUUGCCUACUCAGAGUUUGCAGCCAGGGUUCCUGUCACUGGAUCUGCUUAUACAUUUGCGUAUGCUUCAUUUGGUGAAUUUCUGGCAUGGAUAAUUGGUUGGAACCUUACUCUGGAGUAUUGCAUCAGUUCGGCAGCCAUUGCUCGCUCCUGGGGCGACUAUUUCACUUACAUGUGGACUCAGUAUGGCCUCACCCCCCCGACAUGGCUCAGUGAAAUACCCUGUGGUAUUACGUCCCUGAGUCCAGCAGCUGCAGGCAUAGUAAUACUGUGCACUAUUGUAAUGUUGUUUGGUAUAUCAACCUCUUCAACAUUCAAUGUCAUCAUCACUAUCCUCAAUAUUGGGAUAUUAGCAUUCUUUGUUGGAGUAGGAGGCACUAGAGUAGUACCAAGUAACUGGGUCUAUCAAGAUGAUACUUUUGUUCCGUUUGGAGCUGCUUCAGUUUUUGCUGGAGCAGGGACGGUCUUCUUCUCUUAUCUUGGGUUCGAUAUGGUCAGUUCUUUAGCCGAAGAAACUAAGAACCCUCAGAAGAACUUACCGAGAGGGAUCAUUGGUUCCCUCAGUAUUGCUGCAGUUGUAUACGUUGGGGUUGGACUAGUUGCUACUGGUUUGUUACCUUUUCAAUUCAUGGUACCAGCUAAAGCUCCUUUGGCCUUUGCUCUUGAGCAGCGAGGGCUGGCUUGGGCUGGAAAGGUGGUUACUAUAGGGUCACUGUUUGGACUAACGACAGCUUGUUUCACUGGCCUACUGGGACAACCAAGGAUAUUCUACACUAUGGCCCGUGAUGUAACUGAUGCUAUAUCUAUUGGAACACUGAUGGCCUUUAGUUUAGUGUGUGCUGGUGUCAUGGUAUUGAGGUACACAGGAGGGAAACGUGAUUACAUUCCAAUAUCACUCAUCAUUGCAUUUACGUGUGUCACCUUUAUGUCAGCCAUGUUCUUCACUCACAGCCUUCCUCUACCAGUUCCUAUUGUAUUUGGUGGAGUUGCUUUCCUUUUAUUCAUUGCUCUCUGUUUCAUGAAGACCUACAACACUCCAACUACAUUCAAGUGUCCUCUGUUACCUCUCAUACCAUGUCUAGGUAUUGCAAUCAACAUGUACAUGCUAGCUGGACUCAAAUCUGCUGCAUGGAUCAGACUGGGGAUAUGGCUGGCCAUUGGUAUACUCAUAUAUGUGUUCUAUGGUAUUUGGAACAGCAAAAUGAGGGACUAUGUUCCUAAACCAAAGGCUCCUCCAUCACCAGCAGUAGUUGAUACACCAGACCCUUCCACUAAUGGUGGUAGUACCAUACCAGGACCAGAACACAGUAUUAAUUCUGUACUGAAAUGCACAGUAAACUGA